ACAGCGACAGCGUUUACAAACAGUUCAGUAACUCAUAAUCCGCCGGAGGUAAAAGUCAAUACAUUUAAUACCAAAGAUACACUUUAAAAUAGACGAAAAAUCGCGAGUGCGAGUUCGAGUUCGAGUUCGAGUUGUGGGAACCAUAAGUGGGAAAAGCAAAAUCCAAGAUAAUUAAUUGAUCAUAGCGUGAUCACAUUGUGGAACGUGUCGACUAGAGAGCAUUUACUAUAACAGAGGCGCUUCAAUUUGAAGACAAAUCAAAUAAAUUUCAAGCUCUGGUUUAACAGUCGCUGAGACUACACCUGGUAGGAGCUGUGAAAAUGGCAGCGAAGAUGGCAGUAAUCUGCAGCAUUCUGGCUGUGCUUGUUCUGCUGCCCGGCGCUCCAGCCUUCCGCACGCAGUCGACCCUCAUACAGCCCCCCGCACAGAAUAACGACAAAUUCGCGCCCAGCCGCCACGUCAUGCAUCGUGCGUUCGCCAAUGCUGGCCGUGCGCCCGGCUUGGAGAUUUGGAGAAUUGAGAACUUUGAGCCUGUGGUAUACCCAAAAAAUAACUAUGGCAAAUUCUAUACCGGAGACUCGUUUAUUGUUCUAAAUACAAUCGAACGCAAAGACAAAAAGCUCUCCUGGGAUAUUCACUUCUGGUUGGGUUCGGAAACAUCGACUGACGAAGCUGGCGCUGCUGCGAUUUAUGCUGUGCAGCUGGAUGACCUGCUUAAUGGCGCACCGGUGCAGCACCGUGAAGUUCAGGAUCACGAAUCACAGCUAUUUCUCAGUUACUUCAGAAAUGGUGUGCGUUAUGAGCAAGGUGGCGUAGGAACUGGCUUCAGGCAUGUAACGACCAAUGCUGCAGGCGAAAAGCGUCUCUUCCAGGUUAAGGGCAAACGUAACGUGCGUGUCCGUCAAGUGAAUCUGUCCGUGUCGUCAAUGAACAAAGGCGAUUGCUUCAUUUUAGAUGCCGGCAAUGAGAUACUCGUUUAUGUCGGGCCACAAGCGAAGCGCGUGGAGAAGUUGAAAGCGAUCAGCGCGGCGAAUCAAAUUCGUGAUCAAGAUCACAACGGACGUGCCCGAGUUGAGAUAACUGAUGAGUUCAGCUCGGAUGUGGACAAACAGCACUUUUUCGAUAUUUUGGGUUCAGGCGCACCCAACCAAGUGCCGGAUGAGGCUGCUGAGCAAGAGGAUGGCGCUUUUGAGACGGCCGAUGCAAACUCAGUAACCCUGUACAAAGUAUCAGAUGCGCGUGGUGGUCUGAAAAUCGAUCCCAUCUCCGUAAAACCUUUGCGCCAAGAAAUGCUGGACACCAACGACUGUUUCAUUUUGGACACUGGUUCUGGCAUUUACGUUUGGGUGGGCCGUCGUUCGACACCAAAGGAAAAGACUGAUGCCUUGAGCAAAGCACAGGAAUUUUUAAGUACCAAGAAGUACCCCGCGUGGACACAAGUACAUCGCGUUGUCGAAGGCGCUGAAUCUGCACCAUUUAAACAAUAUUUCGCCACUUGGCGCGAUGUCGGUAUGGCACACACCCGCUUGGUGCGCUCUGCUAUGGGUUAUGACUCCGACGACGCGGAAUUGAGCGAACUCACCGAUGUUGAGGAACUCAAAAAGAGUGGCGGUAGUGCUAUUGGCUUCAUGCCCGAUAAUGGUCAGAAUGAUAUCGUCGAAACGGUACAAUACGUUAGUAAUCACGGACGUGGUGACGCUUUACGAAAUGUUGUUCCACUGACCCCAAAUAUGCCCUUGUUGGGAUUCGGUGCCUAUGUUAUUACUUACAAGUACAACAACAUAAAAGGUGAAUCAGGCUUCAUUGUAUAUGUGUGGGAGGGUGUUAAGGCCACACAGUCUGUUAAAGAACGCGCGUUCGAGGAUGCCUUGGCCUUGGCGCUGGAGCGUGAUGCAAUCUUAGUGCGUACCACACAGAACAACGAACCACGCCAUUUCCUCAAGUUAUUCAAGGGAAAACUUGUUACAUCGUACACCCCCAUACCAAUCCAUCCACAAUUAUAUCGCAUACGUGGCACAGACGCCAGCGAUGUGCACGCUAACGAAGUGCUUGCCGACUCUUCCUCAUUGGCCUCCAAUGAUGUCUUUGCGCUGACUUCAAUGGAACAGCGCAAGGUGUAUAUAUGGGUUGGCUUGGCAGCUAGCAAGUUCGAGAAAGACAUGGCCAUCGAGCGUUUUUCAGGGUAUUGGUCCGACGCUGUUGUCGAAGUGAUUGAGGAGGGCGCUGAACCCGAUAACUUCUGGGAGCUUUUACAUGGAGAGGGCAUCUAUGAUCGCAGCAUGAGUGAGGCCACGAAGCCACUGCUGGAGCCAAGGCUAUUCCACUGCCGUUUAAAUGGUGAACAGCUACAAGUGGAGGAAAUUCCGCAAUUCGAACAAGCUGAUCUCGACACAAAUGAUGUUAUGCUAUUGGAUGCUGGUGAUGAAAUCUAUAUGUGGGUCGGCACAGGCGCCACCGCUGAGGAAAAUGGCAGAAUUCUAGAGUUGGCCAAGAAAUACCUUAAAGAUGAGCCUACAGAACGCACCAUCGAUACAACCACUGUUAUACGCAUCGAACAGAGUAACGAACCUCGCGCCUUCACCCGCAUGUUCCCCACUUGGGAGGCUAAUUAUUGGCAGUAAUGAUUUUGAAUGAACUAUCACACAUUGGACAUACAUACAGCACGCAAAAACACAAACAAACAUUUACAAUACUAAACUCAUAAUUACAAAUACAAAACUUCAACGAACACAUUAUACAUAUCUACUUGUCUUAAAUGUUUUAACAAUUCUUUAACAAAUUGUAGUAAGCCAUAAAACACAUUACAUGUAGAUUAACAAUUUUUUUUAAUCACUUAUCCUACUUUUUAUUACAAUUAAUAUACUAACCUAAUAUUUCUAUAAUAAUUUUCAAUAAAUACUUUGUUUCCUUUUUAAUAAAACUGA
Messenger RNA from Zeugodacus cucurbitae (melon fly), 2924 nucleotides. RefSeq names its product gelsolin. Gene Ontology annotation, molecular function: actin filament binding; phosphatidylinositol-4,5-bisphosphate binding. The coding region runs from base 321 to 2621 and encodes 766 amino acids. Lineage: Eukaryota; Metazoa; Arthropoda; Insecta; Diptera; Tephritidae. The record is from RefSeq and is a predicted model, not a curated record. Gene Ontology annotation, cellular component: cytoplasm; actin cytoskeleton. The transcript is spliced from 9 exons. Gene Ontology annotation, biological process: actin filament severing; barbed-end actin filament capping; actin polymerization or depolymerization.